ACGCGCAUGCGCGCCGUAAAUCAAUGCCGGUCUGGAGAGCCUGGCGGAAGCUACUUUUGCAACAUGGCGGCCGAGGCGGACGGGCCGCUCAAACGGGUGCUGGUUCCGAUUCUUUUACCUGAGAAAUGCUACGACCAAAUUUUAGUCCAGUGGGACUUGCUUCACGUCCCCUGUCUCAAGAUUCUCCUCAGCAAAGGCCUGGGACUGGGCAUUGUAGCUGGGUCACUUCUGGUAAAAUUGCCCCAGGUGUUUAAAAUCCUUGGAGCCAAGAGUGCCGAAGGGCUGAGUGUCAAGUCAGUAAUGCUGGAACUAGUGGCAUUGACUGGGACCAUGGUCUACAGCAUCGUCAACAACUUUCCCUUCAGGUGUCGCUUUCCUAGCGUGCUAUGCCCUGGUCCUGCUGGUGCUUCUUUCACCACUGACGCCCCUGGCUGUAGUCACCCUGCUCCAGGCCUCCAAUGUGCCUGCUGUGGUGAUGGGGAAGCUGCUCCAGGCAGCCACCAACUACCGCAACGGACACACGGGCCAGCUCUCAGCCAUCACAGUCUUUUUGCUUUUUGGGGGCUCCCUGGCGCGAAUCUUCACCUCCAUUCAGGAAACUGGAGACCCACUCAUGGCUGGAACCUUUGUGGUCUCUUCCUUAUGCAAUGGCCUCAUUGCUGCCCAGCUUCUCUUCUACUGGAAUGCAGAGGCGCCCCACAAGAAGAAAAAGGAGCAGUAGAGCUGAGUUGGCUCCCAGAAUCCAUUCCAUGUUUCCCUUCAUCCACCCAACCUCAGGGUCCUUCCCAUCUCUGCCAGUCUGCUGGUGUGACUUAAUCAUUCCCCAUUCUUCUGUAGUUGCAACUUCUUGAGCCAGGGUUUGUUUUAGUGGAAAUGCAUAGUCGGUGGACUCAGGUCCUUAGGAAAGGAUGGGGGUAGAUUUUCAGGCUCACAUUUUCAUGUUGUGUGCUGUCCUGUGUAUGCACUAUUAACUCAUUUAAUCAUCUGGCUGAAAGUCCUCCUUUAGCAAUUUUCAGCUACUUACCGAUUCUGGGCAAAAGUCUUGCCCUGUUCCCCCCAUUCCCUCACUUCUCUUCUGGCCCUGGACAGUGGAAAGGACUAGAGGUUUAUGCCUGCCAGGGACUGUCUCCUGGACCCCAGUGCUAGGUGGGGGGAGGGGGACAGAGAAUGACUCAGGCAGGGCCCCAGGGUGGGGUGAGGAGGUUCCUGCUCUGGCAGGUCCAGGCGGAAGGGAGUGGAGACCAUGCUGGUUCCUGCUGCAGUGAGGGGGAACAGAGAUGGGGCAAUAAAGACUCAGAGACAUGGU
Hipposideros armiger (great roundleaf bat) is the source of this 1306-nucleotide messenger RNA. It is a transcript of the gene MPDU1, whose product is annotated as mannose-P-dolichol utilization defect 1. Gene Ontology annotation, biological process: oligosaccharide biosynthetic process. Bases 7 to 816 code for a protein of 269 amino acids. The record is from RefSeq and is a predicted model, not a curated record. The transcript has 6 exons. NCBI's taxonomy places the organism in Eukaryota, Metazoa, Chordata, Mammalia, Chiroptera, Hipposideridae.